CGCAUGCGCCUUUCUGUCAAAGCUGAGCCCAGUCAGGGUUGUCAUGUUGGCAGGAAGUGGCGCCCGGGCAGGAAGUAGAAUUCUUCAGGGCUGCAGGCAGAGCCAGGUGCUGCCUCCUCCUCCUCCUCCUCUUGUUCUCUGUUUGGGCCCUUUCCCCUUCCCUCCCUCCUGGUGAGUUGUCUGCCUCCUCCUCCACCACCCCUCCUCUGCCAAGGGACAAGAUGCUGAAGAAAUUCGACAAAAAGGAUGAGGAAUCCGGUGGGGGUUCCAACCCAUUCCAACACUUGGAAAAAAGUGCAGUACUUCAGGAAGCUCGGGUGUUCAACGAGACUCCUAUAAAUCCUCGAAAAUGUGCUCAUAUCCUCACCAAGAUUUUAUAUCUCAUAAACCAGGGGGAGCAUCUUGGUGUGAUGGAAGCCACUGAAUCCUUCUUUGCAAUGACAAAGCUGUUCCAGUCCAAUGAUCCAACCCUCCGCAGAAUGUGUUACCUCACCAUCAAAGAGAUGUCCAACCUCUCUGAGGAUGUCAUCAUUGUGACUAGCAGUUUAACCAAAGAUAUGACUGGAAAGGAUGACAAUUACAGAGGUCCUGCUGUGCGAGCACUUUGUCAGAUAACAGACACUACAAUGCUGCAGGCCAUUGAGCGCUACAUGAAGCAGGCAAUUGUUGACAAAGUGUCCAGUGUAUCCAGUUCGGCCCUCGUGUCAUCUUUGCACCUUCUGAAGACCAGUUUUGAUGUGGUGAAACGUUGGGUGAAUGAAGCCCAGGAAGCAGCUUCAAGUGACAAUAUCAUGGUCCAGUAUCAUGCUCUCGGUUUGCUGUAUCACAUACGCAAAAAUGACCGCUUGGCUGUCAACAAAAUGCUGAACAAGUUCAUGCGUCAUGGCUUGAAGUCACCUUUUGCCUACUGCAUGAUGAUCCGGGUGGCCAGCAAACUCCUAGAAGAAGAGGCAGGAGGCCGUGACAGUCCCUUGUUUGACUUCAUUGAGAGCUGCUUAAGGAACAAGCAUGAGAUGGUGGUCUAUGAAGCUGCAUCUGCCAUUGUUAACUUGCCUGGCUGCACAGCCAAAGAACUUGCUCCUGCUGUGUCUGUGUUGCAAUUGUUCUGCAGUUCACCCAAAGCCGCCCUUCGUUAUGCAGCUGUUCGAACUCUCAACAAGGUUGCUAUGAAGCACCCGUCUGCUGUGACUGCCUGUAACCUUGACUUGGAGAACCUAGUGACAGAUUCCAAUCGCAGCAUCGCCACCCUAGCCAUCACAACUCUCUUGAAAACUGGCAGUGAGAGCAGCAUCGACCGUCUCAUGAAGCAGAUCUCCACCUUCAUGUCUGAAAUCUCAGAUGAAUUCAAGGUCGUGGUGGUCCAGGCUAUCAAUGCCCUCUGCCAAAAGUAUCCCCGCAAGCAUGCAGUCCUCAUGAAUUUCCUCUUCACCAUGCUCCGGGAGGAGGGAGGCUUUGAGUACAAGAGAGCCAUUGUGGAAUGUAUCAUCAGCAUCAUUGAGGAGAACUCUGAGAGCAAAGAAACCGGCCUCUCCCACCUGUGCGAGUUCAUUGAGGACUGCGAGUUCACUGUCCUGGCCACCCGCAUUCUCCACUUGCUGGGCCAAGAAGGACCCAAGACAAACAACCCUUCAAAAUACAUCCGUUUCAUUUACAACAGGGUUGUUUUGGAACAUGAAGAAGUUCGAGCAGGUGCUGUGAGUGCCCUUGCCAAGUUUGGAGCUCAGAAUGAAGAGAUGCUACCCAGCAUCCUUGUGUUGCUGCGGAGGUGUGUGAUGGAUGAUGACAAUGAAGUGAGAGACAGGGCCACCUUCUACCUGAGCGUCUUGGAGCAGAAGCAAAAGGCCCUCAAUGCUGGUUACAUUCUGAAUGGCUUGACAGUGUCCAUCCCCGGUCUGGAGAGGGCGCUGCAUCAGUAUACUCUGGAUCCCUCUGAGAAACCCUUUGACAUGAAGUCUGUUCCCUUGGCAACUGCCCCUAUCAUUGACCAAAGAACAGCAGAAAAUGUUCCCGUAUCUACAGUCAAGCAGCCAGAUAAAGUGGCAGCAACACGACAAGAAAUCUUCCAAGAGCAACUGGCUGCUAUUCCCGAGUUCCGGGGUCUUGGCCCUCUGUUCAAGUCCUCUCCUGAGCCAGUGGCCCUUACAGAAUUGGAGACGGAGUACGUGAUCCACUGUACAAAGCACACCUUCAUCAACCACAUAGUCUUCCAGUUUGACUGCACAAAUACCUUGAAUGAUCAGAUCCUAGAAAAUGUCACUGUACAAAUGGAGCCAACGGAAGGAUAUGAAGUAAUUGGAUAUAUACCCGCCAAAAGCUUGCUAUACAACCAGCCUGGGACUUGCUAUACAUUAUGUGCAUUGCCUGAAGAGGACCCCACAGCAGUGGCCUGUACUUUCAGCUGUAUGAUGAAAUUCACAGUUAAGGACUGUGAUCCAAACACGGGAGAAGCCGAAGAAGAGGGCUACGAGGACGAAUAUGUGCUGGAAGACAUUGAGGUGACCAUAGCAGAUCACAUUCAAAGGGUUCUGAAGCCCAAUUUUGCAGCUGCCUGGGAAGAAGUGGGUGACGAGUUUGAAAAAGAAGAGACUUUCACAUUAUCCACUGUGAAAACACUAGAGGAGGCAGUCAGCAAUAUUGUGAAGUUUCUGGGGAUGCAGCCCUGCGAGAGAUCAGAUAAAGUGCCUGAAAACAAAAACUCACAUACCUUGUAUCUGGCAGGUGUGUUUCGGGGUGGCCACGACCUCUUGGUUCGCUCGCGCCUUGUCCUAACAGACGCUGUAACGAUGCAAGUCACGGCACGAAGUGGAGAAGAAAUCCCCGUAGAUGCCAUCAUGGCCUCUGUUGGCUAAACAAAUCCUGGGAUUUUGUAUUUAAGACUCUGAAGCUAAAGGAGGCUAUUGGAAAUCUCUUUCCACCAUUCUGGACCCUGAGAGAAGCAUUGGGAUGUGGGCAUCUGCUCUUUUUCUAAUUUGGAGAAAAAAUGUUUGGUGGCUUUAAAUAAACCACAAUAAUGUUUGUAAGACAUAAUAUCAGUUUUAUGAAAUACUGAAUAGGUCAUUUUUUCAGGAUCUUUAAGCUCCUUUAAAGAAUGUCGUAACAAAAUUGAAGUACUUCACAGCUUCAGGAUCAUAGCAUUGUUUUGUGGUAAUAGUAUGUGAUCAGUGAGAACCUUUACAAUUGGGGAAGUUUCUGUUUGUGUUUGAUUUUUUUAUCCCUUCAAAAUGGAUUACAAAAAUAAACAUGUUACCUCUA
Molecule: messenger RNA, 3252 nt
Organism: Anolis sagrei ordinatus
Lineage: Eukaryota; Metazoa; Chordata; Lepidosauria; Squamata; Anolidae
Gene: COPG1
Product: COPI coat complex subunit gamma 1
Biological process (GO): organelle transport along microtubule; protein secretion; intra-Golgi vesicle-mediated transport
Cellular component (GO): endoplasmic reticulum-Golgi intermediate compartment; endoplasmic reticulum; COPI vesicle coat
Molecular function (GO): structural molecule activity
Source: RefSeq, a predicted model, not a curated record